CUCAGAUCAGAAUUAAGGAGGCAAAGUGAGUUGAUCAUGACAGACGGAAAUACGACAUCACCAACGCCCAAAGCCGGUAAAAAGGGGUUGAGAUGCAUCCGCUAAAGCCGCUUGCAUUUAUCUGCAACCUCAUAGCGGGAGCUUCCUAAUCUAUGCCUGAGCCGUGUUAUCGGAUACUGUGGGAGCUGCAGUAAAAAACCAGCCGCAGCGUUCCUACGAACUACAGCCUUUUUAUUAUCCUUGCUUUUGCUCUUCUCUUAGUCCAUUGAUAGUCGGAUCAGGGAUUUGUUAUACAGAAGUUCGCCAGCUGACUCACCUAUCGCUCAAAUGGCUACGAAGAUAGAUAAAGAUGCGUGCAGAGAGUCUUAUAACCUCGUCCGGGAUGAUAACAACGAUGUCAAUUGGGUUAUUUUUAAAUACGAUGGACACCUUAUUGUUCCCGAUUCACAAGGCACAAAUUACGAGGACUUUAAACUUCAUUGCACAAGUGACUGUAUUUUGUUCGGGUUUCAUCGAAUCAUCACUGGGGAUGCCAUGAGCAAACGUGCCAAGUUUGCUCUUAUCACCUGGAUUGGGGAUGGUGUUGCUGUGCUGCAGAGAGCCAAAGUCAGCACUGAUAAGAGUUUGGUGAAGGAAGUAGUACAGAAUUUCGCUAAGGAGUUUGUCAUCUGUGACCAACAAGAAUUGGCUGAGGAAUACAUCAAACAGGAACUAGAGAAAACUGGAGGAGCCAAUUAUGAUGCACAACUUGAAUGAAGUGUAUUAGCAACCUUCUACCUGCUGCUUGGCUAUAAGGAUGUGGGAAAAAAUUGGAUGGCUAUAUAGUUGCACCUCUACCCACAGCAACCCCCAAGGGACAUUGUAGUCAUUCAGCAUUGUGAAUGCCCUCUUAAAUUUAGUUUGGAGGUGCAUGUAAGAGUCCACCGGCACAGUCAAAAGCUUUUCAUCAGUUUAUUUGUUUGUUUUUGUUUCAAAUUGUGGUUGACACAAUUUUUCUUCCCAAAUGGUCCUAGGAGGAGAUUACUUAUUUUGUUUCAAUUUUUAUAUGCAAGUUUGCCAAGGCUCCUUGUUGUGGAAAGAUGUCUAUUGGAGGAGGUUUGGGGGUAAUAGAUGGUGGUGAUGCAUUCUCAAAUAAAUUUUUUCAAAAACAAAA
Messenger RNA from Chiloscyllium plagiosum (whitespotted bambooshark), 1153 nucleotides. It is a transcript of the gene cotl1, whose product is annotated as coactosin-like F-actin binding protein 1. Gene Ontology annotation, biological process: regulation of actin filament polymerization. Gene Ontology annotation, cellular component: actin filament; site of polarized growth; cortical actin cytoskeleton. Lineage: Eukaryota; Metazoa; Chordata; Chondrichthyes; Orectolobiformes; Hemiscylliidae. The record is from RefSeq and is a predicted model, not a curated record. Gene Ontology annotation, molecular function: actin filament binding.